GUUUCCCUCCCCUUAGUAAAACUUGUCCCACACGCCCGAGCAUGUAGGGAGGAUACAUAUACGACCUCAACUGACGGUAUCCUACAGCUCUAGUGGGGUCAAUUAAAUCCUGCAUAAGCGCUGCUGACAUGAGAAACAGAUCCAAUCUCACUCACCCCUCACCAUUCUUUUCUAUCCCUUCCUCCCUCUCUCCAAUUCCUUCAAACCCUCGAACCCUCAAACCAUCAAACCCUCCAACACCACCAAUCUACCCAAAAUGCGCAUCCUCUGCCUCCACGGCCGAGGCACCAGCGCCCAAAUCUUCAAAUCCCAAACCACCUCCUUCCGCACCCGCCUCGAAGACCUCCCCAUAACCUUCGACUUCAUCGACGCCCCCUACCCCACAACACCCGCCUCAGGGAUCGACCUGUUCUACGACCCCCCCUACUACACCUUCUGGCCCGACGACUCCCCGACCUCUCUCCAACAAGCCCGAACUUGGCUCCUAAACUACACCGCCCAAAACGGCCCCUACGAUGCCGUCCUAGGCUUCUCCCAAGGCUGCACCCUAGCAGCCCUAACCCUCCUCCUCCACGCGCACGAAUCCCCACACACGCCCCCACCUUUCAAAGCAGCCAUCUUCAUCUGCGGCGGUGCCCCACUGCCCCUCCUCGAGGAACUGGGGUAUACUAUCACCCCAGAAAUGAAAUCCCUGGAUACGGAGUCUAGAAAGAAAUUAUCGAUUCAGGCUGAUUCGGCUUCUAUUCUGGCUAAGGGGGCAGAGAGGUGGAGCGGUGGUGGGGAUGGUGGGGAGGGGAUUAAUGAAGAGGGGAUUCGGGGGGAGAUUGAGCGGUGCGGAAUUGGGAAGGUGAAGAUCGGGGUUCCGACCGUGCAUGUUUAUGGACGGAAGGAUCCGAGGUUUUCGGCUGGAGUGCAGUUGUCGGGAGUUUGUGAGGGGGAUAUUAGGAGGUGUUUUGAUCAUGGGGGUGGACAUGAUAUUCCCAGGUCAUCGGGGGUUAGUGAGAGGCUGGCGGAGUUGGUGAGGUGGGUUUUGAAGGAGGGGGGUGUGGUUUAGGUUUAUUUUUGGGGUUUGGGGUUGUGGAUAGAUGGUUAGAUAUUAAACUAUACAUGGGGCUUCCAGAGCAAUAUGGUCUGCUAUGGUAGAUGUGCAGAUUUUGUAGAACGUAGUGGUCGGUUGAGGAGGUAUGUAUAGUUUUGUCGGGGGUGAGCGCUUGGAGAAUCUCUCGUGUGGCAUGUCGUGUGCGUUACUGGCGAGUAAUAUGUUUCAGA
Aspergillus caelatus is the source of this 1269-nucleotide messenger RNA. RefSeq names its product putative EF-hand calcium-binding domain protein. The transcript is spliced from 2 exons. Bases 257 to 1054 code for a protein of 265 amino acids. Gene Ontology annotation, cellular component: cytoplasm; nucleus. Lineage: Eukaryota; Fungi; Ascomycota; Eurotiomycetes; Eurotiales; Aspergillaceae. The record is from RefSeq and is a predicted model, not a curated record.